Metarhizium brunneum ARSEF 3297 is the source of this 2466-nucleotide messenger RNA. RefSeq names its product Transcription factor vrtR2 (gene vrtR2). Gene Ontology annotation, biological process: regulation of DNA-templated transcription; DNA-templated transcription. NCBI's taxonomy places the organism in Eukaryota, Fungi, Ascomycota, Sordariomycetes, Hypocreales, Clavicipitaceae. The record is from RefSeq and is a predicted model, not a curated record. Gene Ontology annotation, molecular function: zinc ion binding; DNA binding; DNA-binding transcription factor activity, RNA polymerase II-specific.
AUGGCUGAACGGCGCAGCCAACAGAAGGAUAGAGCUGUUCCACAACUCAGUUGUGCUCUGUGCCGAGAUCGCAAGCUCAAGUGUGACAAACUCGACCCUUGCACCAAUUGCACGUCGUCCGGAGUUGUCUGCGUCCCAGUAUAUCGUCCACGACUGCCUCGAGGUCGACACGCUCGUCGCGCGAGGAACAAUGCCUCUCCAACCGCCGCCACAGGUCCGCCGAUCACACCUCCAUGUCGCCACACAUCAACAGGCGAACACGGAACUAAAGAAUUGUUUGCUCCCGGCAAAGGCAGCGACCGGGGCGACCGUGGCGUCCUUGGUUUUCGAAUUGAUCGACUGGAAAGUUUAGUUCAACGCGGAAAUUGUUGCAACUCCAACGUUGACUUGGAGAAUGAUGGCCUACGAAAGCUUUUGCUACGACGCUCAAUUGAGGACUCCGACGAUGCCCAGCUUGCCGCCACAAGUCUCCCGAGCCCAACAUCGUGGAAACCCGAGCUUUCAGUCGGUAGUGACCACGAUGAUGGUUUGUGUGUGCAAGAAGCCAGCGGUCUCUGGGCCAAUUUCAUCCACAGGGAUCGGGGGAUAGAACGUGCCGAGUUGCCGCUAUUCGACGAAGGGACUAACCAAGAGAUCGAAAUGGACGAGCAAAGACAGGAUGAGCAUGCCAAAAAGGCCAUGUUUUGCUUGAGCCUGUUGGGACUGAAUAACCCGCGCAUCACCAGCGCAACAAUGUUCGCUCGCGAUAAAGAAGCUAUUGGAAACAUGUGUCGUGUCUAUCUCCAAAACGUGGACCCCAUCAUCAAGGUGCUUCACAGACCAUCUCUCAGUCGAUGGAUGCUGGAAGGAGAUAGGUACCUCGGCUAUCCAGAAGAACAUACUUCUGUCAUGGCAUUGGAAUCUGCCGUAUGUUAUGCAGCCGCCAAUACUUUGACAGACAGUCAAUGCAAGGCUAUGUUUCGCAUGAGCAAAGCUAGCAUAGUGUCGAUGCACCGCAAGUUCUGUGAAAACGCAAUUGAACGGGCCGGCUUAUUAACGACGCGGGAUAGAAUCGUUCUUCAGGCUUUUGUCCUAUAUCUUAUAGGUCGAAGAUCAGAAGAAAAGGGCGCAGCUGUCUGGACCCUGGUGGCACUGGCCGUGAGACUCACAAUGGCCAUGGGUCUAAACCGAGAACCCAACGAAUUGGCCCAAUCUACCGAAAGCUUCUUUCAUCGGCAAAUGAGGCUUCGGUUGUGGCUCACCAUCUGCCUCCUCGACUUACAAGCCUCCUUUGCACAAUCCACAAAGCCUUUGAUCAGUCAUGUGGAUGCUGAAGCUGCCAUGUCCGAAGUCCGACACAUAAACGAUGACGACUUUGAGCCUUACACCAUGAACGAAGUGACCGACCGAGAAGAACUCACCGAUACAACCUUUGCCCUUGUAACAUAUCGGGCACAGGUCGCGGGGCGCUUGCUGAAUUUCGCGGGAUCGGAACCAGGUAUUGGUACUACCAGUAGUUGUUCCACUUUCUGCUCAGCUGCUUUCCCCAGCCAGGAACAGAGAAGGCAUUACGUCAGUCAGUUUCAGCAACAAUCUCUGGCUCUUGUUCAUUUUUGCGAUCCAGAAAGCUCUCCCUAUGCUUGGUUCACCUGGCACAGCACACAGUGUCUCGUGUCUGCGAUGCGACUUUCGGAGCUGCUACCCUUCCAGUAUACUUCAAGCAGCCAGAGCUUAACAACGCUGCCGUCGCCGCAGCCGCGGGCUGAUACAGAUUUGCUUAGAAGAACUCUCCAAAACCUCGAAAAAACCCAGCUCAUUUACACGGACCCUCGCGGGGAGGGAUUCCGCUGGUAUAUCACAAUUCCAUGGCUGGCACUUUCCACCGCCAUAACUGAAUGUACUUCAUGUGCCGAUAUGGCGCUGGUGCGUAGAGCCUGGCCAGUAAUAGAGGCGUCGUACCUGCAAUAUGAAUCGUUCUUUAUAGAGAACAACAGUGAGACCUCCCGGCCGCCGCUGGCACUCAUGAUGGAUCAGACCCGAGAGAAGCUGUCGACAAUAUUGCAAGGAACAAACCUUUCUCGCUACAUUCCAUGCGGCAAUAGGGCCAGGGAUGCAGCUGCCAAGUUGCUGACCCAAGUUAGGUCCAGAAAAACCAGUCAAAGCUCCUCUGCAACACCUAUUGACCCAGUGUUAAAUGCAGACGAGGUGUUGAUGAACGGCUCCACCUUCGGCUCCGAAGCUUCGCAUACCAUGUCAACCCAAUUUUUCUCGCAGCAUAACUGGGAUCCUACCUCAGUCUCUUUGGAAUACACUUCUGGAAUGGACGGGUGUAUGGCGACUCCAAACUUGUACCAUACAAUUUCUUCUUCGGAGGUUUUCGAGCCUUCCUGGCUGACUGGCGAUGUCAUGGGCGUGUACUCGAAUAUAGACGAAGAUGAUGAUGCAUCGAUGCCUACUAAUAAGAGGGAAAAUAGAGACGUGCUCUAA